GAAGCUGCCUUGUGGGGACAGAGGCUGAGGGAUGGAGCAAUGUCAUGGACUGGUUGGGCACAGAGGAAUGGUGGGAGGAUGCAGCCGGCGAACCAGGAAGGGAAGAUGGCUCAGAGCCCAAGAAGUGGAGGUGGAACAAGGAUGAGCAGUCAGAGGGAGAAGAGGGAGAAGCCUGGGAAGAGGAGGUGUCAAAAGCUGAAGGGCUAACAGGGCUUAGUGAGCUGGGAGACUCUGUGGCAGAAUGCAGUCCAGAAUCAGAGGCAGAAGACAGGGCCGUCUUAAGCAUAUCGUGUGCCGUGGUGCAAAGAUCCUUCUGGCACCCCACCCCAUUUUCCAGAGUUGUUGACCUUUUGGCUGGUGGGGUGGCAUGACGCGGGCCCAAGACUCCCGUGAUGCAGGGGGCAAUAACCAGAGGUGUAGUAAGGUCAGGUGCAGGGCCGUCUUAAGCAUAUCCAGCGCCAGGGUACAAAGAUCCCCCCUGCGCACCCCCUCCAUUUCCGACAUCAUAUAUUCAACACACAUUUAAAGCACAUGAUUUCCCCCAGAGAAACCCAGAAACUGUAGCUUUCCACGCACAGAGCUACAGUUCCCAGGAUUCUCUAGAAGAAGUCACAUGCUUUAAAUGUGUGGUCAAGUCUAGAACUGGUGUCAGCGGCUGAACAUCUGCUUGACAUGCAGAAGGUCCCUGGUUCAGUCCCUGGCAUCUCCAGGUAUGCUGGGAUAGGACCGUGUAAAAAUCCCAGAGGGCUGUUGCCAGUCAGUGUAGACACUAUGGAGCUAGGUAGGCCAGUCAUCCAACUCUGGUUAAGUUAUCCCUCUAUAAAAGUAAUAUUUCAUUUCCUCAGGUCAUGUGUCCCCUGUUAAAUUGGCACCGUGGAGGAGGUUGUCCCAUAUAAUGGACCUGGGGGAUGGGGAGAGGAUUCUCCUUUAUGGGAAAAAAAAGGAUUAAGCAAAUCAGAGAGCCAGGGAAGUAUAGCAGUUAAGAAUGUUGGGCUAGGACCUGAGACCCAGGUUCAAAUCCCCACUCAGCCAAGAGGCUCACUGCAUGAUCUUGGACCAGUUCUUUUUCAGCCUUGCCUACCUUGCAAAGUUGUUACAAAGGUGAAAUGAAAAGUGUGUUUACUGCCUUGGACACCUUGGGGAAAAUGGAGGAGUAGAAAUGUAGUGAAUAAAGGAAAUAAAUAAGGACUGUGUUACUGGAAAGGUGCCUUCUCCCAAGUCAAACCAUUAGUCCAUCUAGCUCAGUACUGCAUACACUGACUGGUAGCAGCUCUCUGGGGAUUCAGGCAGGGGAGAUUCCUAGCCAUACAUGCAGGUGCCAGGGAGGAAAACUUGGGUGCAAGGUGUUCUAACCACUGAACUAUGACCCUCCCCGUAAGACAUAGAUACAUUGGAAGCCACAUUAUGUAAAAUCAAACUCUUGGUCCAUCUAGUUCAGUGUUGCCCACACUGACUGGCAGUUGCUCUUCAGGACCUUAACAGAUGACCUUAACAGAUUAGACAACUGGGCCAAAGCAAACAAGAUGAAUUUUAACAGGGAGAAAUGUAAAGUACUACACUUGGGCAAAAAAAGAAAGGCACAAAUACAGGAUGGGAGACACCUGGCUUGAGAGCACUACAUGUGAAAAGGAUCUAGGAGUCUUGGUAGACCACAAACUUGACAUGAGUCAGCAGUGUGAUGCAGCAGCUAAAAAGGCCAAUGCAAUUCUGGGCUGCAUCAAUGGGAGUAUAGCAUCUAGAUCAAGGGAAGUAACAGUACCACUGUAUUCUGCUCUGGUCAGACCUCACCUGGAGUACUGUGUCCAGUUCUGGGCACCACAGUUCAAGAAGGAUACUGACAAGCUGGAACGUGUCCAGAGGAGGGCAACCAAAAUGGUCAAAGGCCUGGAAACGAUGCCUUAUGAGGAACGGCUUAGGGAGCUGGGUAUGUUUAGCCUGGAGAAGAGAAGGUUAAGGGGUGAUAUGAUAGCCAUGUUCAAAUAUAUGAAAGGAUGUCAUAUGGAGGAGGGAGAAAGAUUGUUUUCUGCUGCUCCAGAGAAGGGACACGGAGCAAUGGAUUCAAACUUAAAGAAAGAAGAUUCCACCUAAACAUUAGGAAGAACUUCCUGACAGUAAGAGCUGUUCGGCAGUGGAAUUUGCUGCCAAGGAGUGUGGUGGAGUCUCCUUCUUUGGAGGUCUUUAAGCAGAGGCUUGGCAGUCAUAUGUCAAGAAUGCUUUGAUGGUGUUUCCUGCUUGGCAGGGGGUUGGACUGGAUGGCCCUUGUGGUCUCCUCCAACUCUAUGAUUCUAGGAAUCUCUCCCAGCCCUACCUGGAGAUGCCAAGGAUUGAACCUGGGACCUUCUGCAUCAAAGCAGAUGCUUUGCCACAGAGCUAUGACUCCACCCCCUGCUUUAUUUGCAGAUUAAAUAAAUAACUGGAAUGUUGGGAAUUUUUUAAAAAAUGAAACACCUCGUUAUUCCUAGCCUAGCAGCUGGUUGGGGGCACUCAGCCAUCCUUAGGGCCAUUUGCCCCUCUACCCGCCUAACCCAAUUCCCCCUUCCUUACCUGGCUGACUUGGGAGUGGGUUCCGCUCUGCCAAGGGGGGGGACGCAACAGAGGUUGGCACCCUCUUCCAACAGAGCCAAGCUUGCUCAUCUAGUCUUCUCUAGUUCCCCACCUGGCAUUGGCCUGGGCUGGGUGGGAUGAGAUGAACCUUUCCUUCCCUCCUUCCCCUCCUUCUGAUUCCAGGUUGUUGGGAGGGGGGUGUUUUCCCCAAUGCAUUGCCUUUUUAACCCUUCCCUGGCAUUCUUGGAAAGGGAUGGCCAGGAGGAAAGGUGCCUUUUUGCUCUGAGCAGGCUGGAAGGCAGAGAAAGGGGGAGGGGAGAGAUGGGGAGGAGACUCACAUAGGUCCUCAAGGCAACCCUCCCAUGGGGUACCCUCCUUGCACCCCAUGGAUGCCCAUGGCCAGAUACCUCACUCACACACACGCCAAGCAGGACAGCAGCAAAAGGAGGAAAAUGGGCCCCUUUUGGGGUUUCAGUUUGCAAAUUCAUGAACUGGAGACCUUCUUUUCUGCACCAUUUAUUCCAGUUCCAUACCUCACGCUUGUUUCAAAUUUGGAGGUGGCUCAGGAGGGACCUAUUUAUAAAGGGACGCAGGUGGCGCUGUGGGUUAAACCACUGAGCCUAGGGCUUGCUGAUCAGAAGGUUGGCGGUUCGAAUCCCCGCGACGGGGUGAGCUCCCAUUGUCUGGUCCCUGCUUCUGCCCACCUAGCAGUUCGAAAGCACAUCAAAGUGCAAGUAGAUAAAUAAGUACCCCUCUGGUGGGAAGGUAAAGGUCUUUUCUGUGCGCUGCUCUGGUUAGCCAGAGGCGGCUUAGUCAUGCUGGCCACAUGACCUGGAAACUGUAUGCCGGCUCCCUCGGCCAAUAAAGCGAGAUGAGCGCCGCAACCCCAGAGUCGGUCACGACUGGACCUAAUGGUCAGGGGUCCCUUUACCUUUACCAGGAGGGACAGAAUCCGAAGUAUCGGACUACAGCCCACAUAACGGGUUUUUUUGGGGGGGGGAGAAGCCGGGUUUUACUCACCGUUUUUGACAACCGAGGUUGCAAUUCUAAUCCCAUUGGAUACAAUAGGACUUACUUCUGAGUAGGCACUGAUCACAUUGCACUACAGGGGGGAAAUUUCUAUCAUGUAGGUUGAACCACCAAUGUUUUUUUAAAAAGCCAAAGGGAUCUGUUUACAUUGAUCUCUGCAAUCAUGACAUCCUCUCCCAGUUUCUCACCCCACGAGCAUAUGGUGAGUGGGGCUUUGCGAGGGAAAGGGGUGCUAGGGAGAGAUACGGUGUUUGGACAGCCCUUGAUCUUGGCGUGGAAAGUUUAAUCUGCUGGAAGUGGGGAGGGGGCAAGGCUGCUUAGUUUGGAGAUCACGAUUUACAGUGAGCCAAGGAAGGGGACAGGACGGGCAGCCGCUUUGUGGUUUGACAGCCAGCUGGGGAGAGAGGGAGCCGGCAAGGGAGGUUCUGCUCACGCUUGCUCUCUGGAGCCAGCCAGCCAGCCAAGCCCAUCGCCGGGAUGAAGGAUGACCCUGGUGCUGCAGAGUGAACAGGGUCCUAGCGCUCGCCCUCCCCUCUCUGGACCCUUCUCAUGGCGCGCACCGCGCCACUAGGCCAAAGGGUAAUAAAGACGCCCCUGGCAGAAGAGGAAGGAGGCGAGUGGGAGGAGGGAGGUGGAGAGGCAGAGGUGAGUCAGGAGAAGGAGGAGCCACCGGUGGCUCCCUCUUCUUCUGCCAGAAGCCACCCUCCCUGCUUGUCUCUCAGAGCCGGGAGAUGUCUGACAAUGGAGGAGCAAAGGCAGGCUGCACCCUGGCGCACUGUUGGAUCACUUUCAAUAAACCCCAGAGAGGAGGGGACUUGGAAAGCUGUGGGGAGCUGGGGGCCUUCACUCUUGGCAACUGAUUUCGUAGCGGAAGAUGCUCAGGGAAUGAGCGGCUGUUCUCAUGAGGCCUGAAACUCAGCCAAGCCUGUGAAUAUCGUGUUCUUGCUAAUAAAGAGUAAACUCUAGCUGUGAACUGUGGGGUUUCCUGCCCAGAUAACUCUGACACCAGCCUUCUGAAUAUCGCCAGUAGGAUUCCUCUGUAGUUGCAGUUUUCAUGGAGUCCUAGAAUUGAAAGGGACGCCAAGGGUAAUCAAGUCCAACCCCCUGCAUUGCAGGAAUCUCAGCCAGAUCAUCCAAGACUAGGCUUCUUUUAUUUCUAUAUUGAUCAUUGAAUGCUAAAAUAGACCUCUAAGCAGUGGACAGAGGAUUAAAAAUAGUGGCCAGGAUUCACCUAACCAGCCCUGUCCACUGCAAAAUGGGGCCUGCCCCCCAUUCCUCACCUUCUCCAUGCCCCCAUGAAGCCCUUGAAUUUAGCUCUAGGGCAGGGAUAGGCAACCUAAGGCCCGUGGGCCGGAUGCGGCCCAAUUGCCUUCUCAAUCCAGCCCACAGGUGGUCUGGGAAUCAGCGUGUUUUUACAUGAGCAGAAUGUGUCCUUUUAUUUAAAAUGCAUCUCUGGGUUAUUUGUUAUUUGGGGGGCAUAGGAAUUCGUUCAUUUCCCCCCCCCCAAAAUAAUAAUAAUCCGGCCCACCACAAGGUCUGAGGGACAGUGGCUGAAAAAGGUUGCUGACCCCUGCUCUAGGGCAUUGAAAGGGAACCUCCCCAGAACAGGACAUGAGGAGAAAGGGGAUCCUUCCAUCAGGCAAACUGGAAUGCUUCCGUAGGCAGAAUGACUUGAAAAACACAAGGGGGAGUACCACCUAUUUGCACAAAGAUGAAUACUCAUAAUUCAAAGGCAGAAUAAAAGAAUUCCAUUAAAGCGUUCAAAUAAGCUUCCAUAAUUAAAGUUGGAAGCAAAAGAAUCACAUUAAAACAACACAGCCAUUAACAGGAAGGAAGCAACAGAGCAUUGUGUAGCAGAUAAUUUUUUGCUGUCUCAGAGGAGGGCAUUUCCCUUUUUCUUUUAGGGUCCAGUGUGCUUUGAAGAUGUUGCUGUUCAUUUCACAGAUGAGGAGUGGGUGUUGCUGGAUCCUGACCAGAGAGCUCUGCAUAAGGAUAUCAUGGAGGAGAAUCGUGGGAUCGUGGCCUCUCUUAAUUGUGAUGAAUUGGAAAUCGAGAACAAGGGUGACCAUGUCAAAAUCCCUAGAGAGGAGAAGCCACGUAAAAAUUUGGAGUGUGGAGAGAACUGCAGUCGGAGCUCCCAUUCCACUUCCCAACAAAGAAUUAUCAUUGGAAAGAAACCCUAUCAGUGCAUGGAAUGUGGAAAGAGCUUCAGUCAGAGCUCCUCUCUCACUUCCCAUCGAAGAAUUCAUACAGGGGAGAAACCUUAUCAGUGUGGAAAAUGCAGCCAGGGCUUUAGUAGAAGCACAGAUCUACAUUCACACCAGAUAAUUCACAGUGGGGAGAAACGAUUUAAAUGUGAAGAGUGUGGAAAGAGCUUCAUUCGCAGAUCCUCUCUCACUUCCCAUCAAAGAACUCAUACAGGGGAGAAACCUUACGAGUGUGGAGAAUGCCGGAAGGGCUUUGCUAGAAGCACAGAUUUACGUUUGCAUCAGAGAAUUCACAGUGGGGAGAAACCAUAUCAGUGUGUGGAAUGUGGGAAGAGCUUCAGUACCAGCUCCUAUCUCACUUCCCAUCAGAGAAUUCACAGCGGGGAGAAACCAUAUCAAUGCGAGGAAUGUGGGAAGAGCUUCACCUGGAAGAACACACUCACUAUCCAUCAAAUAAUUCAUACAGGGGAGGAACCAUAUCACUGCUUGGAAUGUGGGAAGAGCUUCAGUAAGAGCUCCUCUUUCACUUCACAUCAAAGAAUCCAUACAGGAGAGAAACCUUAUCAGUGUGUGGAAUGUGGAAAGAGCUUCAGUAAGAAGGACAGUCUCACUUCCCAUCAAAGAAUCCAUACAGGAGAGAAACCCUAUCAGUGUGUGGAAUGUGGAAAAAGCUUCAAUACAAGCUCCUCUCUCACUUCCCAUCAGAAAAUCCAUACAGGGGAAAAACCCCAUCAGUGUUUGGCAUGUGGAAAGAGCUUUGGUCACAGGAGCUCUCUCACUUCCCAUCAAAGAGUUCAUACAGGGGUGAAACCAUAUCAGUGUGCGGAGUGUGGAAAGAGCUUCAGUACGAGCUCCUCUCUCACUUCCCAUCACUUAAUUCAUACAGAGGAGAAGCCAUAUCAGUGCUUGGAUUGUGGAAAGACCUUCAGUCAAAAGGGCAAUCUCGCUUCCCAUCAAAGAAUUCAUACAGGGGAGAAACCAUAUCAUUGUGUGGAAUGUGGAAAGAGCUUCAGCUGGAAGCAAAAUCUCACUUCCCAUCAAAGAACUCAUAUAGGGGAGAAUAUGAGAAUCCUUUAAUUGUGGAGUUGGAGGUGACCCCCAGUGUGAUCUAGUGCAACCCGCUGCACUGCAGAAAUCACAAUGAAAUCCUCCAUAAUGGAUAGCCAUCUAACGUCUGCUGGCCUCCAAUAAAUGAGAUUUCACCACUUUAAAGGGAGUCCACUUCGCUGUCUAACAGCUCUUGCCAUUAACAAGUUCUAGAUACAGGUAGGUAGCCGGUUUGGUCUGCCAUUGUCGAAGCAAAAUCCUUCCAGUAGCACCUUAGAGACCAACUAAGUUUGUUACUGGUAUGAGCUUUCGUGUGCAUGUGUAUCUGAAGAAGUGGGCAUGCACACGAAAGCUCAUACCAUUAAAACGUUCUUCCUGAUGUUUCAUUGGAAUCUCCUUUGUGGUAACUGGAAGACAUUUUUUUUGGGUCCUACCCUAUAGAGCCAGAGAAAACAAGCUUACUCCAUCUUCUAUGACACAAGUUAUUUGAAGUUGGCUCUCAUAUCCCCUUCAUAUCCCCUCUCAGUCUCCUCUUCUCCAGGCUAAACAUACCCAGCUCCCUCAGCUUUUCCACAUAAUGCUUGGUUUCCAGAUCCUUGAUUAUCUUGGUAGCCCUCUUCUGCACAUGUUCCAGCUUGUCAAUAUCCUUAUUAGUUAUUCUUUCUUUCUUUAAUUUAAUUUAUGUAGCACCCUUCAUCCAAAUAUUUCAAGGCGGUUCACAUCAUGCAGGACAAAAGCAUGGGUUUCUCAAAACCAAGUCAUGCAAGACAAAUCUUUUUAUUUUAUUUUAUGGAGUUACAAGCUUGGUGGAUCAGGGGAAUGCUGUGCGCAUAGUGUAUCUUGAGUUCAGUAAGGCUUUUGACAAAGUCCCCCGCGAUAUUCUCGCAAGGAAACUGUUGAAAUGUGGUUCUAGAUUCAGGUAGGUAGCCGUGUUGGUCUGACACAGUUAAAAUAUAUAUAUAAAAUUAAAGAAAUUGUCCAGUAGCACCUUAGAGACCAACUAAGUUUGUUCUUGGUAUAAGUUUUUGUGUGCUUAUACCAAGAACAAACUUAGUUGGUCUCUAUGGUGCUACUGGACAAUUUCUUUAAUUUUUAUAUAUAUGUUGAAAUGUGGGUUGAACGAGGUAGCCAUUAGGUGUAUCAGUAGCUGGUUGACUGACAGAACCCAAAGAGUUCUCAUUAAUGGUUCCUUGUCAUCGUAGGAAAAAUUGACAAGUUGGGUGUUGUUGUUCAAUUUUUUUUAAUAAAUGAUUUGGAUGAAGGAAUUGAAGGGAUGCUCAUCAAUUUUGCAGGUGACACCAAACUGGGAGGGGUUGCUAAUGCUGCAGAAGACACAAUUGGGAUUCAAAAUGACCUUAACAGAUUGGAGAACUGGGCGCAAGCUAACAAAAUGAUUUUCAGUAAGGACAUAUCUAAGGUUUUGCUCCUUGGCAGGAAGAACCAGGUGCACAAAUAUAAGAUGGGGGAUAUCUGGCUUGCUAGCAUUACAUGUGAAGAGGAUCUAGGAGUUGUGGUGGACCACCGGCUUAACCUGAGUCAACAGUGUGAUGCAGUAGCAAAAAAGUUAAUUCUAUUCUAGGCUAGGCUAGUGCCCCUCUUAAGGGAAGUAAGUGUACCACUGUAUUCUGCCUUGGUCAGUCUACAGCUGGAAUAUUGUGUCCCAUUCUGGGCACCACGAUUUAAGAAGGUUGUUGACGAGCUGGAAGGUGGGCAGAGGAGGACAACCAAGAUGAUCAAGGGUCUGGAGUCCAAGCCUUGUGAGGAGCAGUUGAAGGAGCUGGAUAUGUUUAGCCUGGGGGGAAAGGAGACUGAGAGGAGAUAUGAGAGCUGUCUUCAAAUAUCUCAAGGGCUGUCACAUGAAAGGGGGAAGAAGCUUGUUUUCUCCUGUUCUGGAGGACAGGACUUGAACCCAUGGCUUCAAUUUACAAGGUAGGAGAUUCUGACUAUACAGAAAAAAACUUUCUGACAGUAAGAAUUGUCCUACAGUAGAACAGCCUCCCUCUGGAGAUUGUGGACUCUCAUUCCCUGGAGGUUUUUAAGCAGAGGUUGAAUGGGCAUCUGUCAUAGAUGCUUUAGUUUGGACAAGAUAAUUCCAUGAUUCUAUUAUUACUUGACCUUUAUAGACCAUAUAAAAAAGCUUUAGCAUUCUUAGAGGCUGUUUGCUGCCUUUGCAGCACCAAUGUGAGCUUUGUGGGGCCCAGGUCUGGAGCUCCUGAGCUGCCCAGAGGAGAAGACCCUCUUCUCGGCCUCCCUGAAGUCGUCCACAAGAAAGCAGACCAAGACGUUAGACACAAGCUAGGCUGCAGGAGUUGCUGGAAGGAGGCAAAGAAGGCACCAUCCAACUGCCUUAGGGACUCCAGUCUGGAUUUGUGUAGGGUUAAUUACACAGCCUUUUCUUCUCCCAAAUAUGUCCCAUAAGGCAGCGGGUCCUGAGUUCUACCACUGCUGGAACAAUCGUACUGGCUACCAAUGAGGUACCAAGCAAAGCUCAAAAGAAAUAAACCAUAUUCUGAUCAUAAAUGACUAAUACUUUUUAAUGCAUGCUUUUUAUGCAAAUAGACAAAAGUAGACCACAAGUUUGGUAGACCACAAACUUGACAUGAGUCAGCAGUGUGAUGCAGCAGCUAAAAAAGCCAAUGCAAUUCUGGGCUGCAUCAAUAGGAGUAUAGCAUCUAGAUCAAGGGAAGUAACAGUACCACUGUAUUCUGCUCUGGUCAGACCUCACCUGGAGUACUGUGUCCAGUUCUGGGCACCACAGUUCAAGAAGGAUACUGACAAGCUGGAACGUGUCCAGAGGAGGGCAACCAAAAUGGUCAAAGGCCUGGAAACGAUGCCUUAUGAGGAACGGCUUAGGGAGCUGGGUAUGUUUAGCCUGGAGAAGAGAAGGUUAAGGGGUGAUAUGAUACCCAUGUUCAAAUAUAUAAAAGGAUGUCAUAUAGAGGAGGGAGAAAGGUUGUUUUCUGCUGCUCCAGAGAAGCGGACACAGAGCAAUGGAUUCAAACUACAAGAAAGAAGAUUCCACCUCAACAUUAGGAAGAACUUCCUGACAGUAAGAGCUGUUCGACAGUGGAAUUUGCUACCAAGGAGUGUGGUGGAGUCUCCUUCUUUGGAGGUCUUUACGCAGAGGCUUGACAGGCAUAUGUCAAGAACGCUUUGAUGGUGUUUCCUGCUUGGCAGGGGGUUGGACUGGAUGGCCCUUGUGGUCUCUUCCAACUCUAUGAUUCUAUGCCAUUUCCCCUUCCAAAAAUGCUUAAUUGCUAAUUCAGUGGACUAAAAAUCAAUUAUUAUUGUUGUUGUUGUUGUUGUUAUUUAUUAAAUUUAUACACUGCCCUUCGUCAAAAGACCUGAGAGUCGUUUAAAAUGAGCUGAGGGCCGUUUAAAAGUAGAAAAAAUUAUGCACCACCUCCUAUUUCUUUAAUCAGGUGACUGAAUCUACAGGAUUGAUAAUGGCAUUAUUAUUAUUAUUAUUAUUAUUAUUAUUAUUAAAUUUAUAUAUUGUACCACGCUAUACCCGCAGACCUCAGGGCAGUUCACAGAAUAAAAUCAGAAUAUAAAACCACAAAAUACAUAAUCAUAAUAAAAACAAAAACAAGUCAAUAACACCCCCCCAAAAAAACCCCACAUUUUAGAAGGGCAUUGGAUGUCAAUCAGACAAAGGUCUAGUUCAAGAGGAACGGUUUCUCCUGGUGCCUAAAUGUCAGGGAGUGGACAGAAAAGGAUUGGUGGAGACUGCCUCCCCAGCCUGAUCCUUUCAGGGAGGAGGAGGAGGAAGACAGUUUAGAUUUACAACAGCGGUUUGAGGGAGGUCAUAGCUCAGAGGCAAAUGAGGGGGAAAGUUGGGAAAUAAUAGGAGACGAGGAGGAAGCAGCAGCAGCAGUCUAUCUGUGUCUGUAUCUGUGACAACUGACUGACACAAUGUAUUUAGAAAGCAAUUCCAGAUCCUCCAUCUCCCAGAACCUGGCGAGCCUUGAAAGUGGGAGAGCAAAGAGCUCAAAGACAGAGGGCACUUGUCAGCACCUGUAGAAGUGAUGAAUGAGAAAGUGGGAGAGACGGGACAAUGCCAUUAUCCCAAAGGCUGGGUUCUAUAGCCUCUCUCUGUAAAAACUGAAUAAAAAGAGGAUGAUAAGAAACAUUCCUUUGUCUUUGUUCGUUCCUGGGCAAACCAGCCAGGAGUCACUGACAGCCGCCUGACAGUAGAAUGAAGGCUCCAGGCAAACCUCCCGGGACCAUGCCAUAGACAGAGAGCCACUGCAGAGAGGGCCCUCAAGGAGGUGGCAUACGAAGAUGGGCCUCAGAAGAUGAUCUUAGAGUUCAGGUAGGUUCAUAUGGAAAGAGGCAGUGCUUGAGCUAUUGCGGUCCUGAGCUGUUUAGGGCUUUAUAGGUCAAAACCAACACUUUGAAUUGGGCCCGGAAACUAAUUGGUAGCCAGUGCAGUCGGACCAGGAUUGGUGUAAUAUGCUCAAAACGUCUUUCUCCGGUGAAUUCUUCGGCGAUCAGCCUUCUUUAUGGUCCAGCUCUCACUUCCAUACAUCACUACUGGGAAAACCAUAGCUUUAACUAUACGGACCUUUGUCGGCAAGGUGAUGUCUCUGCUUUUUAAGAUGCUGUCUAGAUUUGUCAUUGCUUUUCUCCCAAGAAGCAGGCGUCUUUUA
This is a messenger RNA of Zootoca vivipara (common lizard), 11479 nucleotides long. Lineage: Eukaryota; Metazoa; Chordata; Lepidosauria; Squamata; Lacertidae. The record is from RefSeq and is a predicted model, not a curated record.